AUUUUCGCCAGCGCUGUCCUGCUAACGACUUCCUCCUAGAUGCGCAGGAUCGAGCGCGUGUCAAAUGGAACAAUGUAACGGAUCGGAGUUGACAGCCUCAGCCGAGAGGUUACUGAUUAAUCACGCUCCGGCUCCAUAACCAUAGAUAAGGGCACGAGAUCCGCCUGAAUGACAGGAGAAUGACAGCAGGUCCGCAUUGAGCAUUUCAGUGUCUUCUUUACAAGGUAGGCACAAGAGGAAAAUUUACUUUGAAUGGGGAACGUAAUUUGCAUGCUACCCAAGUUCAGGCAGGAUCUUACACAAGCCUGGAGACGGGGAACGCACCUGCCUCUCUUCCCUGACCUGUAGACUCAUUCAUCAGCACCAGCCAUCUUUAAUGGGAUAAACUAUCUCCAGAGAUCAGGUGAACAGCUGAUCUAAACUCAAGUAAGACCCUCCAGCUUCUUAAUUUCUUCUUAAUUGACAUUUUACAUCCUAAGGCCUCCGCAUGGUACUCUGGUCGAAAGAUCAAGACAAACUGUCCGACAUGUCCACCGGGACGGAAAGGAUAGAGAUGAAGAAGGAGGGGGCUCCGCCAGCGUUCCACCACUCCAACGGGUCGGUCCAUCCGGUUAUAUUACCCGACAGCCCCGAGGAGGUGCCCCAGACCCCCGGGGAGUACGAACUCACAGAAGUGACCUCCAUACCGGACCACAGUGAUCCGGAGAACGAACGGCCAGACAUGGGGGUCCUCGACUGUCGGGCGAACGCAAAGGGCCAGAGGGAAGAGGACGCGCUCCUGGAGAAUGCCAGCCAAAGCAACGAGAGUGAUGACACUAGUACGGACCAAAGCCCGGUGCCACCGGCUCCACUAAAGGAAACGUCCUUUUCUAUUGGACUCCAGGUUUUGUUCCCUUUCCUGCUGGCAGGGUUUGGGACAGUUGCAGCUGGCAUGGUUCUGGACAUUGUACAGCACUGGACAGUAUUCACAGAGGUGACUGAAGUCUUUAUCCUGGUGCCUGCUCUCCUGGGUCUGAAAGGGAACUUGGAGAUGACCCUCGCCUCCAGACUGUCUACUGCAGCUAAUAUUGGACAAAUGGAUACGGCCAAGGAUAUGUGGAAAAUGAUCAUGGGAAACCUCGCACUAAUUCAGGUUCAGGCCACAGUAGUCGGCUUCCUGGCUUCCAUCGCUGCAGUCAUUUUUGGCUGGAUUCCAGAGGGUAAUUUUAAGAUGGGCCAUGCCAUCCUGCUCUGUGCCAGCAGCGUGGCCACCGCAUUCAUCGCUUCUUUGCUGCUAGGUCUUAUCAUGAUUGGGGUUAUCAUUGCAUCCAGGAAGGUUGGCAUCAACCCAGACAAUGUGGCCACCCCCAUUGCAGCCAGCCUCGGUGACCUGAUCACCCUGGCGCUGUUGGCUGGCAUCAGUACGGGCCUGUAUAAAGAGCUCGAAUUCAAUGACUAUGCCAACCCGAUGGUUUGUGCCUUCUUUGUGGCCCUGACACCCAUCUGGGUACUUAUCGCCCGGCGGACACCUUCCACCCGGGAAGUGCUCUACUCAGGGUGGGAGCCAGUCAUUAUCGCCAUGGCGAUCAGCAGUGUUGGAGGCCUUAUUCUGGAUAAGACAGUAUCUAACCCUAACUUUGCUGGAAUGGCGGUUUUCACUCCCGUCAUCAACGGUGUGGGCGGCAAUUUGGUGGCGGUUCAAGCCAGUCGAAUCUCCACCUACCUGCACAUGAACGCCUUGCCCAUAGCAGAGCCGGACCCAGCCCCAAGGAAAUGUCCCACUCCCUGGAGCUCGUUCUUUGGCUCAGGUGUCAACUCACGUUCUGCCAAAGUGCUCUUCCUCCUGGUGGCUCCUGGUCAUCUGGUCUUCCUGUACACUAUUAACUCUAUGCAGGGUGGACACACCACUCUCACCUCCCUCUUCAUUGCAUUUUAUCUGGCCGCAGCUCUGCUUCAGGUUGUGAUCCUGCUGUAUCUUGCAGACUGGAUGGUUAACUGGAUGUGGCGUCGAGGGAUGAAUCCUGACAACUUCUCCAUUCCCUACUUGACUGCUCUGGGAGACCUGCUGGGGACGGGCUUCCUGGCUCUGUGUUUCCACAUCCUGUGGCUAAUUGGAGAUCGGGACACAGACGUGGGUGAUUGAUCCACGAUGCUUCCUUUGACUCUGUCCAAGCAACACAAAUGUCUUUAUUUAUGAUGCCACAUAGAGAAAUAAUAUCUAUAUUGUUAUGGCUGCACUGGCUACCAUAAUUGUAUUGAUGACAUUAUUGCUUUGGUAUUGAUAUGUAAUUUCAUUGUUGUUUAGCUACAGGGAGAACAACAAUCCUCAUUAUUUUUCAAUGGGGAUGUUCGGCCCGAUUUUAUGGCCAGUCGCAUUGGCUGCAUGUAAAGAUGACAUCAACUUAAACUUGAAAUAUUUCACGAGAGGCAAACGAACAUAGAAUGCUACAUCAGCAAGUGCUACAAAAUAGUGAUAUAAAAUUAUGUGUUUUGAGGGCGGCACUCACAGCCUUUUGGCAACUAAAAACAAAAACCAUAUUUGGACCAUCACAGAGUGACCUAAAUAACAUUUCAGGCUAAAGAUUAAAAGAGUCACUUGGGUCUUAAUAGUAGAGAUUGAAUCUCAAAGGGGACCUUUUGAUGAUAAAACAUGCAAAUACAGUAGAGUACUGUAAAAUACAUAGAGAUCGCCCAAUUUAACACGCAAUGCUAUGUUUCCAGGAUCUAAAUUUGCUUUAGUAGCUGUGCUUAUGGUUACAGAGAGGGACAGUAACCCAAAGUUUGCGUAGCUACAUUUCCGUUACGUACGCAACAGUUUCCCCCAGUCAAAUAUUGUGAAGUCCACGUCUGUUAAUCUCCAAAAUCUCUUCAGUGGACUCAAAAUACUGGAGCAGAAGUGGUUAUUUUAAAAGGGCUUUGCGUUCGAAAAUUGGCAGUUAGGACCCUUUUAUCAAACCAGAAAUCAUAUUUGACAAUGCACUCUUAAAGGCUUUCCAAAUCCCAAUAAAUAUAUUAUUCUGUUAUAUAGAGUAUAUAUACAGUUGACCCUUUGCUAAGCUCCGCCUCCCUUGGUUACCGUUGCUAACCCUGACAAGCUUUAGAGAGCACUUCAUAGGACGGAUCUGGAGUUUCUAUGAUUUUUAGUUAAAUGUGCUCACAAAGUGUCCAAAAUGAAUGGGAAAUUAUUCUCAUAUGAGUCGAAGGAAGUAUGCAUCGCAAUGCAUUUUAUCUGCCGUUUUCCUUUAAAGAAAUUGUUAAAUUACCCAGUAGUGUGAUUUUAAAAAAGAGUCUGCAAACUCAAGGCAAAAAUGCCCCUUUCAUAGCUCAGUUAAUUUAUGGAUAUACGUUUGCAUAAUAUCUGUAAAAGGCAGUCUAAAACUACACUGUAAAAUAAAUUUUCACUGUAAAAUGAGGUUGUAAAAUAAAGCAAAGAUUACUGGAGCACAUUUUACAAGAAAAUACUAUUUCAGUCUUUCAACUUGAAACUUUUUUUUAUUAUUUGUGAACCUUAUUAGCGGAGUGAAAAUUGAUUCAAAGUAGAUCCUACACCAAAUUAUCCAAGUUUGUUCGUUCAGUAAUGUUUUUAGUGCAAAGCUUGGCGAAUGGUCAAUUGGUGAUUUCAAUUAGAUCAAACAAAAGAAACAUGAAACGCUCUGCCUCAAAAGCCUUUUUACAAAAGGACCGAAGAAUAUCUGUAGAAUGAUGCAAAAAAUUUAAAAAAGGGCUAUUUUGACAUCUACACCUCUGCAUGCUUGCUAAAAAUGUGCUGUUGAACCGGCUCUCUGAAUGAUUUGAAGCCAUGCUUGAUUUUAAAUUUAGUUUCUUUCAUACUGGAAGAGGAGUGAAAUGGUUUCAUUUUGAAUGUUUUUAUGAGAUUGAUGCCACUCAGAAACACUUGAAGGGCUAACAGGAUGGCUAGCAGCUAAUCUGUACCUCAGUUUUCAGCCAUUAAAAAAUCUCUAAUCAGUAGCUGCCAGUAAACUAAUGUAUAUUUUAAUGACUAGCCAGGCUUUAUAAAGCAACUGACCUCUAGUUUUCGACAGUAAUGAUAGCAUGCCAUUGCUAAAGGGCUGUUUAGAAGCAUCGCUCCAUUUGCGCACAUCUCACAUCAUCAGCAGAGUAGUGGAAUUUGUGCGGGGCACAUAACAUUAAAAAUUCACAACAUAUUAAACAUACCCCUUUAUUUUUACUGUAAACUUUGUUUUCUGUUCUUAAAUGUCUGUUUUGUUAACUGUGCAAGUGUGUUGAGGCGAGUUCUAGUGUCAUAUGUUGCAUGCACAUUUCAUGUCACAAUAGAUCACUGUGCACAAGAUGUACUGUAAUGUCAGACUUUGCCACAAGAGGUCGCACUUGCGCAAGGAGCGCAUGCAGCUCCAAUGUGUUUUACGCACACGCAGAAAUGUUUAUACCACACUUAUGCAUUCAAACAUCACGAAUAUUACUGUGCAGCUGACCAUGACAGCUCUCUAUAGUUGUGAAUAUUUCUUCAGGGGACGGGAGGCUUUGUUUAUUUAUUUCUAUAGAUGUGGCAAAGCUAUUUGUAAAUAAUAUAUUUAUUCUAUAAAUGUUUAUUUUUCAUUUCGUUGCAGUUUUUUUCUUUGCAUUGGACCAGUAGAGAUGUUUACUGUACGUUUAUCAGUCUUUUUUUUUUUCUUAACAAAUAUAUCAAAGUUUGGUGCCUAAUAUCCAGCAAAACCUCACAUUGGAUCUGAUUCGUUGAAUUGAGCGUAAUAUGCCUUAACAAAUCACAAGCAAGGCUCGACACGUAGGUUUAUAGGUUUUCUGAUCUGUUUUAUUUUUAUGAGAUUUUUAAAAUUAAUUUUCAUAUUUGUAUUUGAUUGAUUUCUGCACACAAAGCAUCCCAUCCGUUGUGUUCUUCCAGGGCAGAUGUAUCAUGGUAAAGUCAUCCAAAGCAAAGCCACCGAGAUCCCCAUGAGUUUUAGAAUAAAUUAAUAUUUACUUGUGGGUUGUCUAGUCUGUCACAUAUUCCCUCUAAUCUGUAAUCUGUAUAGAACUUCCUACAAGCAAACGUAACCUUCCCUGAGUUAAAUUGGCCAUGAGGGUCAGAUCCCAGCCUCUCAAGCAAAACUAAAACAAACUUACCAGAUUAGCCAAGAGUGUACAGCUAGUAAUGGUAAGUGGUUAUCUGAGUUCUUUGAUUUGUUCCCCAUCAGUUUCUGCCCUGCAGCUGUAUCAGUCUGACACUGUUAAGGGGACCUAACAGAGGUACUUGUAAAUUGCUGGAAAUAAAAGAUUAUAUUAUUUCGUA
Molecule: messenger RNA, 5248 nt
Organism: Cyprinus carpio (common carp)
Lineage: Eukaryota; Metazoa; Chordata; Actinopteri; Cypriniformes; Cyprinidae
Product: solute carrier family 41 member 1-like
Exons: 11
Coding region: 488-2122 (544 amino acids)
Biological process (GO): monoatomic cation transport
Cellular component (GO): plasma membrane
Molecular function (GO): monoatomic cation transmembrane transporter activity
Source: RefSeq, a predicted model, not a curated record